Molecule: messenger RNA, 3244 nt
Organism: Apodemus sylvaticus (European woodmouse)
Lineage: Eukaryota; Metazoa; Chordata; Mammalia; Rodentia; Muridae
Gene: Tnpo3
Product: transportin 3
Biological process (GO): protein import into nucleus
Cellular component (GO): cytoplasm; nuclear membrane
Source: RefSeq, a predicted model, not a curated record
UUAGGUUCUCUGCGUGGUUUGUGUCAUGCGGAGGUAGGCCUCUGAGAGCAAGGCGGGAGGUGUGGAAGCGAGAAUCUGCGUCCGGACUCUAGAGUCUGGGAUUGGCGGGAAGACAAGACAAAAAGGAGCCAGGAACUUGAAAACGACCUAUCCGCUGUUUCCGAGGGGGCAACUUCUACGAGGAACCCCCUCCUUCCCUGGUAACGGCCAGAAAGGAGGAGAUGGCGCCAGUCAGGGAGAGGCUGUGGCCGAGACAGUGAGGACGCUUGAAGGCAGAGCAAGCAGAAGCCUUGGGAGGAGUAUCGCACUCAUCGCUGUCAUCGCCGACGCUUCCACCACCAUGGAAGGAGCCAAGCCAACCUUGCAGCUCGUGUACCAGGCGGUGCAGGCGCUGUACCACGACCCCGAUCCCAGCGGAAAGGAGCGCGCCUCGUUUUGGCUUGGGGAGCUGCAGCGUUCGGUUCAUGCCUGGGAGAUUUCUGAUCAAUUGUUACAGAUCCGACAGGAUGUGGAAUCAUGCUAUUUUGCUGCCCAGACCAUGAAAAUGAAGAUUCAGACCUCAUUUUAUGAGCUCCCCACAGACUCUCAUGCUUCUUUAAGGGACUCAUUGCUAACUCAUAUUCAGAACUUGAAAGACUUGUCACCUGUCAUUGUAACACAGCUGGCUUUAGCAAUAGCAGUCGCCCUACAGAUGCCUUCGUGGAAGGGAUGUGUACAAACAUUGGUAGAAAAAUAUAGCAAUGAUGUAACUUCUUUGCCUUUUUUGCUGGAAAUCCUUACAGUGUUACCUGAAGAAGUGCAUAGUCGUUCCUUGCGGAUUGGAGCCAAUAGGCGCACAGAAAUUAUAGAAGACUUAGCCUUCUACUCUAGUACAGUCGUGUCUUUAUUGAUGACAUGUGUAGAAAAAGCAGGAACUGACGAGAAGAUGCUUAUGAAGGUCUUCCGAUGUUUGGGAAGUUGGUUUAACUUGGGAGUUUUGGACAGUAACUUCAUGGCUAAUAAUAAGUUAUUAGCACUCCUUUUUGAGGUCUUGCAACAAGAUAAGACCUCAUCUAACUUACACGAAGCUGCUUCAGACUGUGUGUGCUCAGCUCUCUAUGCUAUUGAAAAUGUAGAGACUAACUUGCCAUUGGCCAUGCAGCUUUUUCAGGGAGUCUUGACAUUGGAGACUGCCUAUCAUAUGGCUGUGGCACGGGAAGAUUUGGACAAAGUUCUGAAUUACUGCCGCAUCUUCACCGAACUAUGUGAAACUUUCCUGGAAAAAAUUGUCUGUACUCCAGGCCAAGGUCUGGGAGAUCUUCGAACUUUGGAAUUGCUUCUUAUCUGUGCAGGCCACCCUCAGUAUGAGGUAGUAGAAAUUUCCUUUAACUUUUGGUACCGACUAGGAGAACAUUUAUACAAAACCAAUGAUGAAGUUAUUCACAGCAUUUUCAAAGCGUACAUUCAGAGGCUACUCCAUGCCUUGGCUCGACACUGCCAGUUGGAACCAGACCAUGAGGGAGUUCCUGAAGAGACCGAUGACUUUGGGGAGUUUCGAAUGAGAGUGUCAGACCUGGUGAAGGAUUUGAUUUUCUUGAUUGGAUCUAUGGAAUGUUUUGCUCAGUUGUAUUCUACUCUGAAAGAAGGCAACCCACCCUGGGAGGUGACAGAAGCGGUUCUCUUUAUCAUGGCUGCUAUAGCAAAGAGUGUUGAUCCGGAGAACAAUCCCACACUUGUGGAGGUACUAGAGGGAGUUGUCCAUCUCCCAGAGACUGUGCACACGGCUGUGCGGUACACCAGCAUUGAGCUGGUUGGGGAGAUGAGCGAAGUAGUGGACCGGAACCCUCAGUUCCUGGACCCUGUAUUGGGAUAUUUGAUGAAAGGCCUGUGUGAAAAGCCUCUGGCCUCUGCUGCAGCCAAAGCCAUUCAUAACAUUUGUUCCGUUUGUCGGGAUCAUAUGGCUCAGCACUUUAAUGGACUCCUAGAAAUUGCCCACUCCCUUGAUUCUUUCAUGUUGUCUCCCGAAGCUGCUGUGGGUUUGCUCAAAGGAACAGCUCUUGUUCUAGCAAGACUACCUUUGGAUAAGAUUACUGAAUGUCUUAGUGAGUUAUGUUCUGUUCAGGUUAUGGCGUUGAAAAAGCUGUUGUCUCAGGAGCCCAGCAAUGGCAUUUCUUCAGAUCCCACUGUCUUCUUAGAUCGCCUGGCAGUGAUAUUUAGACACACCAAUCCUAUUGUAGAAAAUGGACAGACUCAUCCAUGCCAAAAAGUCAUCCAGGAAAUCUGGCCAGUUUUGUCUGAGACUCUAAAUAAGCACCGAGCUGACAAUCGGAUUGUGGAGCGUUGUUGUCGAUGCUUGCGCUUUGCAGUUCGCUGUGUAGGCAAAGGAUCUGCAGCUUUGCUACAGCCACUAGUCACACAGAUGGUGAAUGUGUACCAUGUACAUCAGCAUUCCUGCUUCCUGUACCUCGGCAGUAUCCUUGUGGAUGAGUACGGCAUGGAAGAAGGCUGUCGGCAGGGGUUAUUAGACAUGCUCCAGGCGCUGUGCAUUCCCACCUUUCAGCUCCUGGAGCAGCAGAACGGCCUCCAAAACCACCCCGACACUGUAGAUGACCUGUUCAGGUUAGCCACCCGAUUUAUUCAGCGAAGCCCUGUCACCUUGCUGAGGAGCCAGGUUGUCAUCCCAAUCUUACAGUGGGCCAUUGCAUCUACCACCUUGGACCACCGAGACGCCAAUUCCAGUGUCAUGAGAUUCCUACGAGACCUCAUCCACACAGGAGUAGCAAAUGAUCAUGAAGAAGAUUUUGAAUUGCGGAAGGAACUAAUUGGACAGGUGAUGAACCAGCUUGGCCAGCAGCUUGUGAGCCAGUUACUCCACACAUGCUGCUUCUGUCUUCCCCCUUACACCCUACCAGAUGUAGCUGAAGUGCUCUGGGAGAUCAUGCAGGUUGACAGACCGACUUUCUGUCGGUGGCUAGAGAAUUCCUUGAAAGGUUUGCCAAAAGAGACAACAGUGGGAGCUGUCACAGUGACACAUAAACAACUUACAGAUUUCCACAAGCAAGUCACUAGUGCUGAGGAAUGUAAGCAAGUUUGCUGGGCCUUGAGAGACUUCACCAGGUUGUUUCGAUAGCUCAAGCUCACACUCCUGCACUGUACCUGUCAUCCAGGAAUGUCUUUUUUAUUAGAAGACAGAAAGAAAACAACCCAGACUGUGUCCCACAAUCAGAAACCUCCGUUGUGGCAGAGGGGCCUUCACUGCCACCAG